AUGAACCAUAUUCACCAAUACGGCGUCUUUAGCGCCCUAAUGCAUGGCUUUUCCUCCGACGGCGCCAAAUUAUCAGAUAUUCUCUCAUCCUGCGACCAUGGCUUGGGCACCGUAUGCUCACUUAAUGGCGAAAUUAUUAUUGUCGACGGCGAAGCCUACCACUUCACCCCAGACAACAAACUGCACAGACUCAACGCAGAUGAUCGCAUGCCCAUGGUGGUCGCUACAGAUUUCAAACCCACUCUAUCCAAAGAGCUCUCCACCUUGAGCAUGGAUCAAUUGACACAAGCAAUGCACCCGUUCUUCCCCACCAAGCAAAACAACUUUAUAGCCAUCCGCGUCGACGGGAACUUCCGUUCCAUUACUUACCGUAUCGCUGGGCCUCAGCUCCGACCUAAAGAGCCGCUGCUGGAGCUCGCUAAGCGGCAAAUUUUGAAAUCGUACGAGAAUAUCGCGGGUACGCUUUUCGGCUUCUACUCACCGCCGUAUAUGAACGGCAUUGCGGUUGCCGGGUUCCAUUUACAUUUUUUGUCCCACGAUCGCACGGCAGGUGGGCAUGUGAUGGAAUUUGAAGGUGAAAAUGUCGUCCUGAAGGCGGCUGUUAAUACGCAGGUUCAUCUUCAGUUUCCGGAUUCUGAUGCAUUUAAUGAGGAGGCUAUUCUACCGGAGAGUGCGAGGGAUUUGCAUUUGGCCGAGUAA
This is a messenger RNA of Penicillium malachiteum, 699 nucleotides long. RefSeq lists its product as uncharacterized. Gene Ontology annotation, biological process: acetoin biosynthetic process. The transcript has a single exon. Gene Ontology annotation, molecular function: acetolactate decarboxylase activity. NCBI's taxonomy places the organism in Eukaryota, Fungi, Ascomycota, Eurotiomycetes, Eurotiales, Aspergillaceae. Bases 1 to 699 code for a protein of 232 amino acids. The record is from RefSeq and is a predicted model, not a curated record.